CGUUACUCCCCAACACUGCAUACAGGUAUAUGUUUAGAAACAAAGGGUGCAAAACCAAGAGUGCUGACUCCUUAUUAUUCCAUCUAAAUAUCUCAUCUCAUUCAAAUGUGGCUUCCAAAAAAAACAGACAAAGAAAAAAAACGAAGAAAAAACGAUCUAUAUACAUACUGAAUACUGAACCUAACAUACUGAAUCAUUACCUGAUGUGUCGGAAUUUUAUGUUUUCCUUUACAUAAAGAUAUUUCCAUUACGAAUGAAUGCAAAAAAAGGCACAUAUUUGUGAAGAAAACUUUACAAGAAUUCAGGAAGUAAGUUAAAAGUUUCCCAGGGAAGUCCUCCAGAUCCCACUUAAUCUCACUUAAUGUGUCCUCCUCAAAAACCUCAAAUUAAACCUACAAACUAUUUAAGAAAACAUGUUUCUCACUUUGUUUGUUUUUUUAAAUGACACCACAUGUCUUUUCAGUGUUGUGAAACAGAUAGAGUUACAUCCGGAUUAAAAAUGCUCUAUUUGUCUUUUCUUUAAUACGAGCCAGAUGUUACCUCCAGCCCCGGCCUGCUGUCACUCACCCCGCCUUUGACCAAUCGCAGUGGGCAUAAACUCCUCCUUCCCUCCCCGUGGAGUUUGCGGGGGCUCGGUGGAGAGGAGGAGUGAGUAAAGAUCUCUUUCUGAGUCCAGCUGUGCUUCUCUCCUGCUGCUCCCUCUCAUAGCGCAGCGCUGCUCGAUCACUCAGGCUGUGCAAUGGAGAGAUGGGCGAUGCUGGCCGCGUGCGUGUUGCUGUGCUGCAGCUGCACUAUGGUUACUGCCAUCCAGAGGGCUGACAUGUUUCCUUACGGCACUUUAAAUGGAGAUUCGGUGUUGAGAGAGGGCGACGAUGAGACGUCCAAAGUGCUGUCCCUUCCCAGACCCUUGCACUUCUACAACUGCCCUUUCUCCCAGCUAUACGUGGCCACCAAUGGCAUCAUAUCAGCCCAGGACUUGCCAAUGGAGAAGCAAUACGUUGAUGACGGAUUCCCCACAGACUUCCCUGUGGUGGCUCCAUUCCUGGCUGACAUUGACACAAGCGGAGGGCGCGGACAGAUUUACUACAGGGUGACAGAAACACCCAGUGUGCUCAACAGAGUCGCACAGGAAGUACACCGGGGGUUCCCAGAUGCAAAGUUCACACCCACACAUGCUGUAGUGGCAACGUGGGAAAAUGUCCCGGCAUACGAAGAACAAACUCGACCCCCUAGCCCUCCAAACAAGGUAAGAUGUUUUGAGGAAGAGACACCAGUAGCUCCAGGGCCUCCCUGUGUAGAGGAGUCCUGUUUUAUCAUCAUUCUGAACUUCUUUGGCACACUGCCUAAGGAGUCGUAUAAUGUUGAGAUAGAGCUUCCAGCAAGAGUUGGCUUCAGCAGAGGAGAAAUUCCAAAUUGUAUAAUUUACCGAAGUGAAAGCCCUUACUACAGUGUCACCAGUAAUGAGCAGAGUGUUAAAAACCUCUACCAGUUUGGUAACAGUGGAAUUCCAGGCCUUUGGCUUUUCCACACUGGAAACCGUUAUUCCUUUGACAACAUUGUACCUGCAUCCAUUAAAGGUCCUGUUUCUACUCCACCAACUGUAGGAUAUGACCCCCAUAUGGGCACCACCACCCCAGACUAUGAUGAGUUUGAAGAAUAUGUGGAGAAUACGUUCGACCCUAAUACCCAAGAAAGAGAAGAUGAUUAUCCUUUAACAGGGAGGAACCCUAAAUUCCAACCUGCACCUGCUGAUGGUGACCGAUCAAGUUUCCUUCUACCGCAAAACCAUCAUGGGAGCGACAAUAUACCAUUGACCUUUGAACCUGUGUAUGGUUUCGAGCCACCAGAGAGGCAGUACGCUUCCCCUAAUCCUCCACAGACAGUCGCAGAGGGAGGUGCUCAGCAGCCCCAGGAACAGCAACCACAGCUGCCUCUGGAAGUGGUGAAUGUGCACACCCCACAUAGAAAUGCUCCGCCUCUUUCCCCUGGAGCACAUGUGGUCAGUGUGGAUGAAGAACAGGUUAAUUUUGACACAGGAGUGAUUCAAUAUACUACAGAGAAUAAGGAAACAUGUGCCAGAUUCCUGCAGCAGUGCUCCCAGAAUGCAUUUUGCACUGACUAUGCCACAGGCUUCUGCUGUCACUGCCAACCAGGCUUCUAUGGAAAUGGACGCCAGUGUCUGCCUGAUGGUGCCCCCCAGCGUGUUAGCGGUAAGGUGAGCGGCACUGUGUAUGUGGGGUCGACUCCAGUAUCGCUGAACAACAUUGAUCUCCAUGCCUACAUUGUGGUGGGAGACGGGAGGGCGUAUACUGCCAUCAGCGAGGUACCAGAACCAGUGGGCUGGGCACUGAUGCCAGUUGCACCCAUUGGAGAGCUAUUUGGAUGGCUGUUUGCUUUGGAGCUGCAGAAUAGCCAAGCGGGAUUCAAACUGACAGGUGCUGAGUUCAGUCGUCACGCAGAGGUUGUAUUUUACCCUGGCAACCAGCGCUUGUUAAUUAUUCAGACGGCCCGUGGCCUCGAUGACCACAACCACCUAACCGUGGGUACUGUAAUCAGCGGCAGUGUGCCCUUCCUUCCUCCUGGUGCUGAAGUUACCAUGGAGCCCUUCAAAGAGACUUACCAGUACUACCCCUCAGUUGCAACCUCCACCUCUAUUAGAGAGUAUUCAGUGGUUACAGCAGACCGAGGGUCCGAGUCCUUCUCUUUCCAGCUGAAACAGAAUAUCACCUACCGUGACUGCCCACACAACAACCAAGCUGCCACCCCGGAGACUUUGCAGAUCCUUAUGGAGAGGGUGUUUGUCAUGUUCGUGAAGGAGGAGCGGAUCCUGAGAUACGCCAUCACCAACAAAAUCAGCCCAGUUAGAGCUCCAGGCCCUGAGCUGUACAACCCUUGCUAUGCCGGGACCCACGACUGUGACACCACAGCCCAGUGCAUCCCGUUAGAGGACCUGGCUUUCCAGUGCCAGUGCGCUACUGGUUAUACAGGAGAUGGGCACAACUGUUACGACAUAGAUGAGUGUGCUGAGGGUUUGGGCACAUGUGGGGAUAAUUCUGAGUGUGUGAACCUGCCUGGGAGUCACCGCUGUCACUGCCAGAGGGGCUACGAAUUUGGCUACGAUUGGCGUACCUGUGUUGGUUGGUGUGUGGACAGUAGAGGAGAGGAGAGAGCAGGAACCAGGACUCCACCUGGUGCAGCACCUGUAGACUGUGACAGACCAGAUGAGCGUCUCAAAACUCACUGUGAGCACCACAGAGACAGCGUGAAGGCCACCAGUCUAGACGGAAAUCCUAUAACUGGAGUCUAUGUACCACAGUGUGAUGCAGAAGGACAGUAUCUACCUCAGCAGUGCCAUGGCUCCACUGGCUAUUGUUGGUGUGUGGACAGUAGAGGAGAGGAGAGAGCAGGAACCAGGACUCCACCUGGUGCAGCACCUGUAGACUGUGACAGACCAGUUCAACCAGAGCGUGCUAAAACUCACUGUGAGCACCACAGAGACAGUGUAAAGACCACCAGUGCUGAUGGACAGCCCAUAACUGGAGUCUACAAACCACAGUGUGAUGCAGAAGGACAUUAUCUACCUCAGCAGUGCCAUGGCUCCACUGGCUAUUGUUGGUGUGUGGACAGUAGAGGAGAGGAAAGAGCAGGAACCAGGACUCCACCUGGUGCAGCACCUGUAGACUGUGACAGACCAGUUGCAGUGACUCCAACAGAACGCCCUGAGAGCAUGUGUGAGCGAUGGAGAGCCAGUUUGAUUGAGCACUAUGGUGGAAAACCUGGUCCACAGCAGUAUGUACCUCAGUGUGAGCCAGAUGGAGAGUUCAGUCCAGUCCAGUGUUACGGGGAGACCAACUACUGUUGGUGUGUGGACCAGAGUGGACACAUGGUUCCCGGAACCAAAUCAGAUGAUGCUGUCAAACCUGCAUGCAUCUCGUCAGUGCCACCGCCUACGGUGCGUCCAACAUCCCGUCCAGAUGUCACCCCUCCCACAAACACUGGCAUCACACUGCUGUACGCUCAGGGCCAGAAAAUAGGAGCGCUGCCUCUCAACGGGACCAGACUAGACGAAAGACGAUCCAAAACACUAUUGGCUCUACAUGGUUCCAUAGUUGUUGGUAUAGCCUAUGACUGCAAGGAAAACCAAGUCUAUUGGACAGAUUUGUCUGCGAGAUCAAUCAACAGAGCUUCAAUGGUGUCUGGUGCUGAGCCUGAGGUUCUCAUUAACACAAAUCUCGUCAGUCCAGAAGGUUUGGCAGUGGAUGUUAAACGCCGGCUGAUGUUCUGGGUUGACUCUACUCCUGAUGUGAUUGAACGAGCCAACUUGGACGGCAGUGGGAGGAGGACCCUGUUUGACACAGACUUGGUCAACCCCCGUGCAAUCAUAGUGGUUUCUUCCACCGGUACUCUGUAUUGGACAGACUGGAACAGAGAGGCCCCUAAGAUCGAGAGCUCAUCAGUGGAUGGUCAAAAUCGCCAGGUGAUAGUGUCCGAUGGGAUUGGUUUGCCAAAUGCUCUAACAUAUGACUCUGCUUCUGAACAGAUCUGCUGGGCUGAUGCAGGUACAAAGCGUCUAGAGUGUAUAUCCUCAGAUGGUUCAGGUCGAAGAGUAAUCCACGCCAACCUCAACUACCCAUUCAGCAUGGUCUACUACAGGAACCACUUCUAUUACACUGACUGGCGGAGGGAUGGCGUGAUUGCAGUGAACAAACACAGAAGUCUGUUCACUGAUGAGUACUUGCCUGAGCAGCGCUCUCAUUUGUAUGGCAUCACCGUAGCAACGACCCACUGCCUACCAGGUGAGAUAUAUUGUGUAAUCAGAGUCAGUCUUUCAAGUUUGAAGGAACAUCCAUCCAUCCAUCCAUUUUCUUAACCACUUGUCCAGUUAAGAGUUAUGGCAGGGGGCAGAGCUGGAGCCUAUCC
This is a messenger RNA of Neolamprologus brichardi, 4920 nucleotides long. Lineage: Eukaryota; Metazoa; Chordata; Actinopteri; Cichliformes; Cichlidae. The record is from RefSeq and is a predicted model, not a curated record.